This is a messenger RNA of Cladophialophora immunda, 2228 nucleotides long. RefSeq lists its product as uncharacterized. Lineage: Eukaryota; Fungi; Ascomycota; Eurotiomycetes; Chaetothyriales; Herpotrichiellaceae. Gene Ontology annotation, biological process: proteolysis. Bases 776 to 1996 code for a protein of 406 amino acids. The transcript has 2 exons. The record is from RefSeq and is a predicted model, not a curated record.
CCGAGAUUGAACCACCCAUCAUCUAUCGUUGGAUGGUAAUAAUCGGGCUGGUGAGGAAUCGGCCGUCCAUAGAGACUCUUUUCCUUUCUCGUUCUUGUUUCUUUUCAAACCCGGUCUUCUUACAAUCCCUGCCCUGUCUACACAUCUACCGAGGCUACAUAUCUCGAGAGAUAGCUACGCAAGCGACCGCCUUUGAUCCCCACCACCACACUCAGCCCGCCGCCGCGACGACACUCCGCGCUGGAAACCACCGGGUCGGUCGCAUGAUGAUAACGAUGCAGCGCCCCCUGCAACUUCAACUGUGCUGACGCUGAGCGAACGAGCAUCCAUCGGACGAGCAUCCUGAUCUAUUCUCCCUCUCUCUCUUUCCGGGUGCGCACAUACACACACACACAUACCCAACACCUACGAAGACCAAACGGGUGGUACACUUGGGAGGGACGGAUAUAUCCGUGCGCCCAUCUUGCGUCGCUCGGCAGAUUUGUCAAAGAGUGAGUGGGAAAAGAGACGGAGACAGUGUCCCAACGCACGCACAUACGGAGGACAAACAUACAAAGCUGCGCUGGCAUUUGCGUCACCGCUAUCUGUCAAUCAGUCACUCCCCCGAGGUCGAACCUCCCGUCGCAAAUCCCCCCCUCCUACUUUUAAUUAAUCAAUCCCACCAGCGCCCGCCGAUACCAUCGAGCGAAGAUAUCCACACGCAUUACACACAGGUCACAGACAACCAUAUAAUAAUCCGUUAAAACAUAAAACUCAGCCCCGAAAGACAGCGAACAUGGGCGACGCCGGUCCUUUGACUCCCGACCCGCUCUUGCACGAGGCCGGCGCCGCUGAAGACGGCCAGGUCGAGGCGGACGCGGCGCCUCCCCUCAGAGAGGUCAAGGUGCUUGUUACGGGCUUCGGGCCGUUUAAAUCUUUCCUCAUAAACCCCUCGUGGUUAAUCGCUUCGGCACUGCCCGACGAGCUCUAUCCCUCCCAAUCUACCGUCUCUCCGCACAAAGCGCCCGACUACAAAAUCAAACUGCUCGUCUAUCCCUCCGCGAUCCGAGUCUCCUACUCCACCGUCUCCACCACCGUCCCCACCCUCAUCGCGACCCACAGUCCCGAUUUCAUCCUGCACAUUGGCAUGGCCGGCGGGCGCGACUGCUACUCCCUCGAAACCCGCGGGCACCGAGACCACUACCGGAUAAAGGACGUCGACGACUGCGACGGCUUCACCUGGGGCGAGAGCCGAUGGAGAUCCGAGGGGAUUCCCGAGGUGCUCUACGUCGGAUGGGAUGAGGUGGAUGUGCUGGCGCGGUGGGAGGACGGCGUCCAGAUGGGACUGAGAGAGCGAGGUUUCUUGGGGACAGGGGAGAGGGAGAAGGCGUUGUCGGAAACUGGAAAGCGAGAGAACGAGGCUGAGACGCCAGCCACACGAGCGGUACCGCUCAUCCCGGUCGGACGAGCCAGCAUUCCGAUGAACCUGAUGUGGGGGACCAGCAAUAUGCCCGUGUCAUCGACCAAGGCGGAUGAGCACAGAAGAAAAGCCAUGGUCAAGUUGUCUUGCGAUGCUGGACGGUUUCUGUGCGAGUAUGCUCUGUUUGAGAGCUUGAGUCGCAGAUGGCUGGAGGGACAGAGACGGAAGGAGGGCGAUGAUGAUGUCGCUAGAGGGGAUCGGCAAGCGGCAGAUCACCAGCAAGCUGACUCAACCUCAUCGUCAGCCUCACCCGAGGUCGACGUCUCCCCUUCCUCUGGUUCUGGCUCCUUUCGGUCCGACUCAGACCUGGCCCCCGAACGCGUCGGCAAGGUGGCUUUCCUGCACGUGCCGGGCUGGACGGGCGUGGAGGACAUCAACCGCGGCGUGAUGGUCGCUGAGGAGGCGAUUCGCGCGUUGGUUGGUAGUUGGGAGGACGGGUACAGGCGGAACGGGAUUGGUGCCAAGGUGGUACCUCAGGCCUAUACCAAGCAGCAUUCCGAGGACGCCGGCAGGGUGGCGUCAACGUGGAGAGCCUGAGACAACCGGCCGGAGAAUGUUGUGCAUCUAAGGGACCUGCGUGUGGCAUUAGGUUACGGAACACCGGGAUGUGAUAGACCAAGUUAUGUACAUGGCCAGGGAUGACGACUGUAUAUGGAACGAUAAACGAAGAUGUGAUGAUGGCGACCAUCUGAUGUUGCAGAUGGUGAAGCCUAAACCCCACAGUUUGCCGCGCUCUCACCUAGGUACGCGUCGAGCUGCUCGUGUUGCG